UGCAUCAUUCGGUUCUGCAGUGACCAACCAAAGCCACAGGGAUACCAGCUUUUGCUCUUUACACCGCUACAACGCUAAACAAUCAUGCACAAGAACACCAUUUGGUACGGAGCUGUGCUCCUUGUCGUCUACUUCACGCUGGUGUUUUGCGAGGAGACGAAGAACGAGGAGGCUCCGGCGCAAUUGGAUAACCAAGUGGAGGACACAUGGGAAAAUCUCGGCCGGGAGCUAAUGGAGUUUGAGGGACGUACUCGACGCCAUCGUCACCACAUGUUCUGGUAUCGUCACCUAUGGCCCAUUGCCAUUGCUUACUGGAUCAAGGUGAAAGUGGUGAUCGUAUCCUUCUUUGUGGGCAGUGCCAUCUACUUGGGUCUGCGCUAUUUCUGGCCCCAUGCCAGGUGCAACCAGGAGAUCAUCCUUGAUCAUCCUCCUUCGUCUUUCUCUCAUCACGAUCACAUUCCCUACUCUCUGGACCACGAUCACUCGGAGCACUAUGAUGCUCCUUCAUCUUUUGACUCCGGCGCCAGUUUCGAGCCCUAUUCCGGAUACAGCAGCUAUGCUGGAUCGGACAUUGUCUCUGAUGUGCAUGGCGACUACCAUAGCGAAUCUCCCUCUGGACCAAGUGGCCCAUCUGGUCCCGUAGACACGCGCCGUCGCGGACGCCGUAGCGCUGCAGAUAACGCCCAUUUGAUCCAAGAUGAGCAGGAGGAAGAGCAUGUGGAGAUUGUGGAUGAGGAAAUUUCAGAGAGCGUGGCUCGCCAAAUGCCCGCCGAAGAGCAGAUUGCCGAUUUUAUGUUCGCCUUUUUGGGCCUGGACUCAAAGGCGUGCCGACGCCGAUUUGUCUGCGAAAUGGAGUUUAGAUCCAAGUUGAAUCCCUUGACCAGCAUGGCUUUCCGCAUUGUGGGUCGCGGUUUCUUUGAGAAGUACACCAAUGCCAGAAAUCCUAUGGCCAGGGCCACCAGCUUUGGCGAGUGUGCUGCCGUCAAUCCCGAGUGCAUUUUCGUGGAGAACGACAACGGCGAGGAAAAUCCGGAGUCGGAGGCACACCAGGAGGCUGAUCAGCAACAGGAGGAGCAGGCAGUCACCGAGGAAUCUGCCGCUGAGGAUUCCCAGAAUGAGAUCAACCUCCAAGCCGAAAGGCGACGAGCCAAGCACAAGAAUCGCAAGCUCAGCUCCAUUGCCGAGCACAUCCUGAUGCAGUAGAACAGCCUUGUCUAAUUAAUCUAUUUAAUUGUAUUUAUUUAUUUUAGCUAUAAGAGUGGAUAACGAACACAAAUAAACUUGCCUCAAUCUAUGUAUGGAAAGUG
Messenger RNA from Drosophila melanogaster (fruit fly), 1307 nucleotides. RefSeq lists its product as uncharacterized. Lineage: Eukaryota; Metazoa; Arthropoda; Insecta; Diptera; Drosophilidae. The transcript has 4 exons. The record is from RefSeq and is marked reviewed. The coding region runs from base 85 to 1203 and encodes 372 amino acids.